Molecule: messenger RNA, 903 nt
Organism: Acanthochromis polyacanthus (spiny chromis)
Lineage: Eukaryota; Metazoa; Chordata; Actinopteri; Pomacentridae
Product: GTPase IMAP family member 9-like
Exons: 2
Coding region: 1-903 (300 amino acids)
Molecular function (GO): GTP binding
Source: RefSeq, a predicted model, not a curated record
AUGGCCUCCAAAUACGCCCUGCUUGAACCAAAAGAACCAGACUUCAGGAUGGUGCUGGUUGGGAAAACUCGAACUGGGAAGAGUGCAGCAGGAAACACCAUCUUAGGCAGAAGAGCCUUUACAUCUACAUUAUCUGCAUCCACAGUCACAUCAGAGUGUCAGAAGGAGGAAGCAGAGUUUGAUGGUAAACUUCUGGCUGUGGUCGAUACUCCAGGUCUGUUUGACACCAACAAAACUCAAGAGGAGAUCGAAAAAGAGAUCCUUUGGUGCAUCUCCUACAUUGCUCCUGGUCCUCAUGUGUUCCUGGUGGUGAUCCAACUGAACAGAUUCACCAAAGAAGAAGAAGAAACCAUCAAAAUCAUCCAGACCAUUUUUGGAGAACAGGCAGAACGUUACACGAUGGUUCUGUUCACCCGUGGUGAUGAUCUGGAGGCUGAAGGAGUCACCAUGGAAGAAUUCAUCCAGACAAACAAAGAUCUCCGUGACUUCAUCCUUCAGUGUGGUGAAAGAUAUCACGUCUUCAACAACAAAAAACAGGAUCCCUCUCAGGUCAGAGAGCUGCUGGAGAAGAUCAACGAAAUGCUUCAGAGAAAUGGAGGAAGGUUCUACACCAGUGACAUGUUAGGGAAGCCUGAGAGUGCGAUUCAAGAAGAGAUGAAGCGAUUCCUGAGAGAAAAUCCAGGUAUGAAGCCUGAAGAAGCAAGAAGAUGGGCAGAGAGAAAAAAUAAGUUCAUUCAGGCAGGUCUAGCUGCUCUAGGAGGUGUUGGUGGAGCUGCUGUUGGCGCAACUAUUGGUCUUGUAGGAGGUCCAGUUGGAGCUGCAGUUGGAGCUGGUGUGGGGCUUGGACUUGCAGUGGCUGCUAUAGCUGCAGUAAAGAAGAAGAAGAAAUGUGUUAUUCAGUGA